UUAGGAUGUUUUGAUGGAGAGGAGUAGGGUAUUUCCCCGAAAUGUCGGAAUAGGAAGUCAUAUUGCCGAAAAUAUAACCAAGAAAUCAACGCCCUAAUGACUAAGGUAGAUUCCAGAUUCGCCAGUAGAUUGUUCCAUUCCUCACGUGAACUGGACAGAUCGAUUCGGAUCCGAAGACCGAAGGUGGACAAAACUCUAAAACUAACCGGUGAAGAAAAAUACACGGUAUGUAUUGAAAAAGUUUCAGUACCCAUUUGGAAGCUUUUCUAUAACACUCUCCUCUCCUGAGAGAAAUUAAGUUGAAACUGGUGUCGAAAUUUUGAAAGUUAUCAGUUUGGUUUUCAUAAAGGGUCUUGCUCUCAUAAAGGGUUCUCGCUCUCGAUUUAAUUUGGUUCAACUCUCUUUUUCCUAAUAGAGGGGUUAAGUUUCUAAAGAAACUGUGGUACGUCGGUGGGAGAGUAUAACAGGUAAUUUGAUGUUAACAACUGAGUUUGAAACGUAAAUUGGCCACCGUUAAGAGUUAAAAGGCUAACGCCCGAAACGUCAGCUUUUAACUCUUUACAGUGGUCUCUUUUUCCUAACUUGAUUUCAUAGUUUAUAUCUCAGUGGGACUGCGAUCAGUAUUCCAGCGCAUAAUAUUGUCAUUUAACCACAUCAAAUCAAUCAUUUGAGGGAUUUUACAUACUGUAAAAUCAUUUGAUUUUGUGUAUAUUCAGAGUGCUUUGCCAAGAUUAAGGGAACUGCUCCUUUCUCUGCUAGUUGUUGUAUCUAAAUCGCUUGACUUAGUUUUUCAACUUUGCACCCACUUAUAACGUUCUGAAAGAAUUCAACCUUAUUUAACACUAUUCCUACAUUAGACAACCAUGUUUGAAAUCACCAAAACAUCAUGUCAUCCUGAAGUGAAGGGCACUAAGAAUUGAAUAAGUGGAGCUCUGAUUCUAGGCUCAGGUAUAAAACCAGAUGUAGAUACUGAUAUAUUUUAAAACAGCUUGAAAGUUGGGUUCUAUACCUUAAGAUUUGAAAAAAAAGUAUUUAAAAACAAAGAACAUUUAGCAGUAACAUUAGAAGCUAUUUUAAAACUACAGAAGCAUAAUCAGUUCUUUUUAAGACUAUGGACAGGUUUUCCAACUUUAUGGCUUUCUAGGUGUAAGACCAUGAGACCAGGAACUGAGUUUCUCCACGAGAAUUAGGAGAUCUGUUGUGGUUAUGGUACAAAUAGAGUUCUUUUGAUCAGAAUUAGUGCCCCAUACAUAGAGUUACUAGAUUUUAAAUUCCCUUUAUUCUUUGCAUUGAAUGUACAUGUACAGCUCUAAACAUUAAAAAUUGUUUAUUGCUCUUUCUUGAAGGAACACAAUGGUUAGUGAUGGUCUUGAGCUAUAGAAGUAUUCAGUUGAGAUAACAAACAAGGAUGGCUUGUGGGGGAGGAUUUGAAUUUAUAAAUAUUGUGCCAAAGAAGCUACCAGUUACCUCAGAAAAUGGAGUGGUGAUAGUUGACUUGACAUCAUAUGAUCCGGUAACCUCUGAAGAGUUUCCUGAAUUCUCAAGCAUCCAGGAUCUUCAAGAUUUGAGAUUUUUCUCCAACUACCUCAAAGAAAUUCCUGAACAGUUUUUUGAGAUCAACCACCACCUUAAAUCUCUGUUUAUGUGUUGUAGUACCAUCAAACCAGACAAUGGUCUUUUGCGACUGCCAACACAUUUUAACUACUUUUCUCACCUGGAAGAGCUUCAUUUAGUUGGAAAUCACUUUGAGGGGUUUCCUUUGCCUAUUUGUAACCUUGGCAAUAUUAAGACACUGUACAUGGAUAACUGCACUCUCACAAAGAUUCCCAAAGAAAUUAAGAACAUGUCAAGUCUUGUGGUUGUGGACUUCAGCUAUAACAGUUUUGGUAAUCCUGACAGUUUACCAAAAGAAUUUUUCCAAUUGCCAAAUGUCAAGGAUUUAUACUUAAUAGAUUGUCAGUUAAACGAGCUUCCCUCAGACAUAGGAGGAUUAAGGAACCUAGAAGGCUUAAGAAUUGGAAAGAAUAACCUUACUAAGCUUCCAGAUGAACUGUUUGAUUUGCCCAAACUCAGUAAACUCAGUGUUGAAGGAAACAAGAUAUCAGAGCUAUCCCCAAACAUUUGCCAGCUUCAUUCUUUGAAACUUCUCUUGAUUAUGGAGAACAGGCUGAUCACUUUGCCAGAAGAAAUCAGAAAUUUAUCAAACUGCAUCCAUAUCAAUUUGUUUGAUAACAAACUUACAUAUCUUCCUCGCUCUAUCAUCGAAAUGCCAAAGCUUGAAACUUUAAUUGUGGAUGGGAACAAUAAUCUGCGGAAUCCACCUCUAGAUGUCUGCUCUCGCGGCCUUGACAGUAUCAGGGGCUAUUUCGAAACCCUAGAUGCCCAGGAUGUGAAUACAGAGACAGUUGAUUCACAGCGUUUGGAGGUUGUCCUUUUGGGUGAAUCAGGAGCUGGAAAGUCAAGUCUUGCCUAUGCUCUUGUUCAUGCAAAAGCACUUCUGCACCCAGAUAAUGAAGCACACAGUACAGUGGGAGUGGAUUUCUUUAAUUGGAGACCAUUUGCCAGUGUCAUAGAGUUUCAUAUUGUGGAUUGUGCAGGGCAGAGGCGGUACCAGUUGACACAUCCAUUUUUUUUGUCCUCAGGUAAAGAUAAUUACUGUUACUUAAGUUUUAGAUAUAAUCCGCCCUGAUUUUUUUUCAGGCUUUAUUUUCACUACUGCCUAAGUAGUGUUCAUUACUGCAAAGAAUUUAUUAAUCUGCAGUUCACUAUAUGAUUUUUAUAUAUUCACAGUGACCAUCUCCCAAUUUGCUUGUUAGCUCAGUUGGCAGAGCACUGCACUGGUAUUGCAGAGGCCAUAGGUUUAACUCCUGCACAGGCCUGAAUAUUUUACAGGCAUUAUUUUCAUUACUGCUUAUUAUAAGUAGUUUUUUGUAACUGGGAACUUCAAGAUCACUCUGAUAGUCAGAAAAGUACUGUGUUAAAGAUAAUGUUGUAGCAUUCCAACAUGAUGUAAAACUGCAGUCUCAAUGAUACAGUAUAUUUCUUUUAGUUUUAUACCAGAAUGUAGAUGUAAUGACUUUUCUUGUAUUUCUUUUCAUUACCGUUUUAGAGGCCCUACAUAUCUUGGUCGUGGAUCUCUUUAAGUAUGAACCAACUAAAAGCUGUUUUCAGAAGACUGUUGGUGAUUGGCUGGAUCUGGUCACAUCACGCAUCUUGAAGCCAAGGAUAAUGAUUGUGCCCACUCAUUUGGAUAAGUUUGACCCCAGUGAUACCAGCACUGUUAUUUGCUGCUGUAAGGACAUCUUGAAGCGAGUGCAAGAUUACUGCAAAGGUCAAAAAGCUCUGAUUGAGUAUGAAAUUUCAGAAAAAAGGAAGAAAGGCCUUAAGAAUCCUUUGAAGGGAGGCUCAAACCCAGAGUGGAAGAUAAACAACCCUCCAAUUAUUUCUUCUGUUCUACAUCAUGCUUUUUAUGAUGCUUUGCAGGUAAAAUACUCACAAAUAACGUGCAUGAACAUGAGUGUUUGAGUGGACAAUAGAUCAGCUGUCAAUUAAACUACAUUUCAUUAGGAACAUAGCUGAGACAUUUUCCAAAUCCUCACCAGUUGGUCAAAUGACACCUUGAUUUAAUUCAAUAUUUAAUGUACUUAUGGUUAUUCAUAUUGUUUUAGAUUUGUGUAUGUGCUUUGUCAAAUAGAGGAUGCUUACUGGGGCCUUGGCAUAAAUCGAUUUGUUUGGAUCUGGGAAGUUUUAAUUUUGGUCACUAUUUUUGUGAACAGUAUAUUUCAAUUUGAUUGUGCUUUCUCCAGGAGCCACCCCCAACUGAGCCAGUUUGCAACACAAGUUACAUCGCCAUGGUACCUGUUAGUAAUGUCAGUGAGCUAACUGGGAUAAAUGCGUUACAAGAUGAGAUCAUACGUAUUGCUGAAGAUAGAGAACUCUUUCCAUCUGUUGGCAGAGAUUUGCCUGAAGAGUGGGUCAAACUUGAAGUGGCAUUGAGGAAGAGUAGAGAAAAUGACCAGGUUCAAAUGUUUAUUUUUCCGCUAUUAAAAAUUAUGAUACAAUGUAGGCUUGAACAGCUAGUUACUGUAAACCCAUUUAUUACUCCCUCCUACUGAUUUCAGCAGUAAUGAAAAUGGUAAUAAAAGAUAUUGACAAAGACAAGGAUUUACUGGAAGAAUUGGCAAUAUUUUCCAUGAAUAAUGUCUUUCAUUUCAAGCCAACUACACAUAGCCUUUUGUUUUUGUUCGCCUAUUAGAGAGUUCCACCAUUCUUGGCUUUGUCAAAAAUCUUCUUCUUUUUCCCACAUAACAUACACUGUCAGUUAUACUUAAGGGGAAAGAAAGCUAUCUUAAUUUGAAAUCUAUAGAGAUAUUAAAGGCACAUUGAAGGUAAUAUACUGACUUUUUUAUGUAAGGAAGUCUAUAAACAUGCUGUGAGAUCAAUCGUGAAGUACUUUUUUUUAUUCUGAAGUGAUCUCUUCUAAAAUUUACAGGUUCGUUGUAUGUCUUAUGGAGAUUUUGAAAAGUUUGCCAGAGAACACACUGGUCUUUCUAAGAUGGGAUUGCGCUCAGCAGUAACAUAUCUGGAUUCAAUUGGCGAAUUGCAUUAUUACAAGGAUAUUCCUUCAUUGCACAAGAAUGUGUUCAUUGAUCUUCGAUGGCUGGCAAAAUUGGUGAAGUGCCUUUUCCGACAUGACCUGCAGGAGACAUUGAACUUUGAUGAAAGCUUUCAAAGGUUUGGGAUGAUUCGUGGGUAUUUUGAUGAACUCAAGAAAAACCUUAUUCAGGAAGCAAAGUUGUCAAAGGCUCUCUUGAGGUAACUAUCUAUUUAUAAGUGCUUAAGAGAAGGAAAAAAAUUGUUCUGUUCUCACUCAAUUUCAAUUGUUUUUUUAGCAAACCAUUAAGAGCAGGUGAAGGAAAGGAGAAGAAAAGACUACUGUUAAGGAAAUAAAAUAUAACUGAUGGUCCUAAAUGCCUUUCUUCCUGUCAUAAUAACAAAAACUGCAGACCGAAGGCAUGUUGGGUGAAAUCUCUUGUAAAAUUGCUUUAUCAUUGACCCAGUAGACAAGAAACUUGAAGCACUGCCAAAUUAGUUCUUUGCACACUAACCAUAGAAGAAAUGAAAGACUUUGUUUUUUUUUGCUGAAAAAGAUGUAAUGCUGUUGAGUUGAAGGAUGUUAUUAUUGGCUGCAUGUCAUAAAUUAGCAUAUUUCUAUGUUUGGUUUGGACAGUGAAAGGUUGCAACUGAAUAAAUUGUGGGACUUCAUUGUUGUUCUAUGUCCAUUAAGAUAAAUAUUUCUGCUCAGGCCAUAUCAUUUGACCCAUGACCUUGAGUCUGGAACAUGAAAAUAAUGUUUUGAAAAUAGUCUGGAAAAAGUCAUGAUUUUUGUUCUUAUAAAUGUGUACUAAGCCAGUAAUGAAGAAUUCCCCAUCCUUUGUUUAUACAAAUAAUACCUUAAGUUCUGAUGGUGAGAAAUUACAUAUCAUCAGAAAAAAACUUAAGGGGUCACUAUUUGGUAGAAAAAAUGUUCAUCUCAACAAUAGGGUGAAUGGUUUCAUUUUAUCUUAUCUGACCUUUGAAUUACUGCCAAUUUAUCUGUUUACAUCAUUGACUUUCAUUGACAAUUGGUUGACUGAUCAUAAUACCUCAUUGCCUUUAAUUUGUGGAUGCACAGCGCUCAGAAAAAAUGUCUGCCCUCAACAGCAGGCUUGUCAUUCCAUAUUUAUCCCCUCCUCCUCUCUCACAGUGUUAGUUUUUAUUGUCCCUUUCACUUCAAACAUUCAUGUUAUUCCUGCUGAGUUCUUGCUUCUCCUUUAUAGUUUAAAGGGGUCUGCUUGGCAGGCUAAAGGAUUUUCUGGCAAUAAACAAUAUUAGAGGGAAAGGAGGAAAAGGGAACACCCUAACUUGUAAAAGUGUGGGCUGUAUCCUUAGUUUUGCAUUUUAUGUACUAUAGUUAUUCAUAUUGUUUAUCGAACAACCUUGCCAGUUAAAAAAAAAAAAAAGUGCAUUUGAUGUGUCUUGUCUGAUUUUUCAGAUGUCUCUGGGCAGAGAUUGAACUAGAUGAAGCCAUGUUUCUCCAGAUGGUCGAACUUCUUCAUCAUCUUGGUCUUGCAUGUCAUCUACCUACAGUUGAUCCUGACAACUUUGACCUUUUAGUUCCUUGGUUUUUGACUGAUUAUCCUGAUGAAGUUGAAGGUCUGUCAGAAAACCUGACUGAUGAUAAGGUGAAGGCUUGACUUCUUGUUCAGGGUGGUAUUUAUGAAUUCAAAGAAUUUGUGCACUAGUAGCUGGAGUGAUAAAUGGAAGAAUGUAUAAGGUGGUUGUUACUAGGGUACUUUCAACCCUGGUUUUCAUUAGUUUCACUAACUUCACUCUUUCACUCCCAAGAUCUCAAUAAUUUUUUUAGCCAUACAACUCUUAUGAUGUCAGUUUGGAGAAUUAUCAUUGGAUCAACUAAUAAUCCCUUAUGUUUCUUCAUUCUCAUCACUUGUCUGUUUGAUAUGUACUGAUAUUGUAAGGAGAAAUCCUUUCUUGGUCACUCAUGGGAGUUAAAGGGUUAAGCAUUAGGUUAACCACAACAGUCCAUCAGAAGAUUGAUAAAUAUAUGGACCUGAAGGUUUUGCACAUGCAGGUGCCCACAUUCAAGCAGAUUUUAAUGGUAAAAUAAAGUGCUUCUGUUGUUUUUGAAAACCAAGCUCCAUUCUUAAUAUCUGUUUUUAAUAUUUUAAUUAACUGUCCCCCUUGUAGCAAUGGCUGCUUAGUGAUGAAAUGUGUGUUUUGAUCAUAUGUUCUUUGGUCUCUAGGUAGAGAUCAACUUGCUGUUUAUGAUGUCCUACUUACCCCCUGGUUUGUUUGAUCGCUUACGUGUUCGCUGCUGUUCACUGGUAUUCGACUUUUACAACUGGAAAGAUCACUUGCUGUUGUUUGGGAAUAAUGAAAGAAUCCUGAUUCAUAAACAUAGUUACCCUGCAGGAGCUGAUUCAAGCUCACCAGCCAUUUACAUCAAAGGAAGAGGGAUAAAGGCAGAAUUAAAUUCACUGUGGAAAAUUCUUUUGAACAUUUUUGAGGUAAAGUCUGCGUAUGAAAUUACUUUGCACAGCUGUCAAACCUUCUACCUGUUUUCAAAGCAUUAAGCAAACAGUGUGGUACUCUCAUGCUUGAUUUGAUUAUGAUGCAUCACCAAUACCAAAACUGCCUCCCUCUUACAGUAUUUAUUUAGGUUUUGCUGAAAGUUUGCUGGAACCAGUCACAUUUCUGUGAGGAGAAAGGCCCUCUAAUUAUCACCCUGACCAAGGCUUAAACCCCAGUAUGUGUUGGCCAUUAAGCCUCUGUAUCUCCUGAAAAAAUAAUUGGCUAGAUGUAACAGAAUAGGUGGCAUAGUCUUCUUGAAGGUAGAGGGUGAAUGUCCAAAUUAAAAACUUUUCUUGUCUUCUUUUGGGAAAGAAAUUUCAUGAGAUGUUCCCUUUCAUGUUUUUGAACUUACAGCCUGCUUUCUAUUGGAAACUAUUGCAAACACAGUACCAAAACUGAUAAUUUCAUUUUAGGAGACAGAUGCCCUGUUAACUGAAUGGCAAAGACUGAGUGUUCAGCGUUUUGCUCUGUGCCCACCAUGUACACAGAAAAAGAAGGCCAACCCAUGUCUCUUCCAAUGCAACUGGAUGAGCUCUGCUUCAGCAAGAAAGCACAGUUGGCCUCGGACCACUAAGAUAUGCAAUGCAGGGCCAGGUAUCCUCCGUGGAGAAAAGUUUGAUGCCAACCUCAUCUUUCCUCCUCCUGGUGAGUUAUUAAUAGUUUUUCAAAGGUGGAAUAUAAAAGUUAUUUUUGGUACAAGAGAUAGCUGUUAAAUGAAAGUGUGCCUGCCAAAAUCUCCUUGAUGUGUGCAUUUCAUCCAAUCAAAAACACAAAUUCCUCAACGUGUUUUCAUCAAAAGGAACAAGUGGAGUACACGAAUUGGAGAGUAAAAGGAGAAAAAAAAAUGAAUGUUCAAUUGUUUGUCUUACAAUGUUAGAGUCAGGCAAAUCAAUUGUAUUGAUUAUGAACUUUCCACUGCUAUACUACUACUCCCUUAUAUGAAGUAGCAAAGCAAUUUUUUCAAGUAUUUAGGAAUUCUUCAAAACAAGGUCUUCAGUACAGAUUGAAAUUAUUGGUGUAUCAACUCUGUUAAAUUUGUUUUAUUUUUAUUAAGUGAAUAAUUCAUCUAAUUAAUUUGAUAAGAAUCACAUUCAAAAUCAGUUAGCAAUUUUUCAAGUUAUCUGUAAUAGUAUUUGGCUAGUCUUGUGUACAGUAUUACAUCAUGCAAUUUAGUGCUAUGUACUUGUUGACUUAGAGGGAUGGCCAGCAGUCAAGUAUUUGGCUCUUGGUCAUGAUAUAAGUUUAAAGUGCAGCAAGGUGUAUGUCAUGAUGGAGAGCUAAGUAUUUUCCCCCUCUGCCUACUUGGUCUGCUUGAGAAACUGUUUGUAAUUUAUUUCGUGUUUCCUUUCAGACAUUGUAAAUCAAUUACUUGAUUCUAAAUGGCUACAACUUCCGAAGCCAGGUAAAUGUCACCUUUGCGCAAUUUAGAGCACUGUUAUCCCUCAAUAUAAUAAAUUGUAAAACCUUGAAAUUUAAACAGCAUUGAUUUGGGUUGUGUAUGAAUAUGUGAAUAUAAUUUUGUUGUCAACAAGUUAAUCAUUGAUAGAAUUACCUAGGUUAUCAGAUAAUUUUUAAGUUGGCAACUUUUUUAAGUUGCUGUAAAUUUUUUAUCCCAUCUUUUACCAAAAGUCCUGCCAAAAACACAAAAUACAAUAUUGUACAUAGAUGGUGAAUUAUAGUACUACCAGCCACUUUUGAUAAGCCUGAGUUACAGCCCUAAGCCACAUUGUUCAAAGCUGGUUUAAGACAACCUAGGAUCUUUGUGAAAUUUCAUUUCAGAUCCGAAAGCUUUAAAUCAAAAUUCAGUUUAAUUACUUUUGUCUACAAUUUGAUGACUGGAUGCUCUAAAAAGAAAAGAAGAAAGUAUUCCAAAAAUACUUUUGAAUGGAUAAAUGAAGAAACCCUAGCAUAACUCUAAUCUACCUUCAAACAACUGGACCCUGGGCUGCAUUGGAAAAAUUAUGAAACAGACUUAAGAGAUCCACUUAAUGUCUUCCUUAGAAUGAGGAAGUCACUUCUGAGACAACUGCUUCUUUUAUGGCAUUACACUUUAGGAGCCUAGGAUAGAAUGCACCCUGCCCCUUCUAACCUGAUACCCCUACAGUCAAGCCAGAAGAUCUGAGGCCUUUGUAGAGUAGGACCUUUGGUGUUCCCAAAAUUUUUAAGGGGUUAGAUGUUUUGUUGUCAAUUGUUUUGGUGCUAGGUUUGGUAAGGUUAGGCUCUGAAAUUUCUCAACAGUUUACAAGCAUAUCAUGUCCUAAGGGGUUGGUGGGGUGGCUGGAAGGUUUGAGAGCAAAUUAUUUUGCAGGAUGGAGAGGAGUAGGUUAACUAACCAGUAUAUCAUCUUGAAUUUAAUACUCUCUUUUAUUUGUAGUUUCAGAAAUUGUCCCUGACUCCCUCAUUGCAGACCUCUCUCAAAAAAUUCCUAAGGAAUGGAAGCUAUUGGCAAGUUAUUUGGAUUUGAACGCUGAUCAUGUUGCCACUAUUGAUCAAGAAAAUACCAUAAUUGCUGAAAAGGUUAUUGCCAUGUUCAAUGCAUGGAAACAUGCGCAGGGAGCAAAUGUAACUCGCAGUAAACUAGUGACUGCUUUGGUUGAUGUUGGAAGAAAAGACUUAGCUGAAAAAGUUCUCACCUACCAGAAGGAAUGAUUCUUUUUCUUAGUGUGGCAGAGAAGGUAAUGGUUUCAAACAGGGACGGGAUGGAAAGGAGACUGCAAAAUUUAAAGCUACUGUUUUUUAAAAGAUAAACUUGAUGGCAUUUUUGCUUAAGGGGGUGUUAAAAUUAACUUGAUUCUUGGAGACAAUUCUGUUUUAUGAGCAAGGGACUACAAGACCUUUGAGCAUGUUGAGGAAGGAAGGAAUAAUUAUUAUUUAAUUCUAAGGUGGAAAUGGUUUAAUCAACAUUAAAUAAUUCUUUAAAUUUAUUGAAUAGGAUUUUUUUUUGAUAAUGCCAAUGAUUGAUGGAAACCUAGAAAAAAUAAAGAUAAAUGGAGUUUUCUAAAAUAUGACAAUAUUUUAUUGGUUGCUUUUCUUUUUUACCUGUAGUUGUGAAACUGAUUGUAUAGUUUUGUGUGGUUUUUAUAUGUUUUGACAUAGUUUAGAUUAGUUUAAAAUUAUUUUAUUCACACCAGGAAAUUAACUGGCUUUGUGGAGAUGAAUUUCAAAAGCAUCAAGUCACUGGCAACAGAGCUGAAACACAUCAGCACAUGUCGGUGACUUUUGCCGGCUUGUGCUUGAAACGAUGGGAACAUCAGCCUUAAAUGCUGGAAUUGUGGAAAAUUGUAAAGGAGUGAGGUUUACUCCCCAAGUUAAGACAAAAGCAGAGAAAUCAUUUGUUUCAGACAGUCCUUUAAACUGUGAACUGCUGCACUGUGAUUUCAAAAAUGUGCUUUGUGUAGGCUGAGCUACA
Messenger RNA from Pocillopora meandrina, 10540 nucleotides. NCBI's taxonomy places the organism in Eukaryota, Metazoa, Cnidaria, Anthozoa, Scleractinia, Pocilloporidae. The record is from the annotation of a GenBank genome assembly.